AUGAAUAAUGGAAAUGAGAAUGAAAUGGCGAAAGAGGAAAUCGGGGGUAACAUAAAAGAGUGUAUAGAUGGUAAAUUACAAAAUAAAUAUUAUAAAAUUAUAAAAAAAAAAUAUAGGUUAAAUAUAUGGAAUGGUUAUAAAGUGAAAAAUAGAAAAAGUGAAUGGGAAAGAGAUAGAACAAAAGGGGGGAUAAAAAAACAUAAUAAACAAAAAGAAUAUAAAUAUUAUACAAGUAUAGGGUUGUUUUUAAAAAAGUUAAUUGAUGAUAUAUUCGAAUUAAUUAAAGAAAAUUAUGUACAUAUAAAUAGCUAUUUAAAAGAUGUCCUUCCCAAUAUUAAUAUAAAAUAUAUUCUAUAUGUUUUUUUUAUAUAUUUUUUGAUAAAUAUAAUUUUAUUUAUUUGUUUAUUAUUUAUUUAUUUCUUUUUGUAUUUUCAUAUAAUUCCACAAAAUAAAUAUGUACAUAAAAUAGACUUCUCUUUGGCACGUGAUCCUAUUGAUACUUAUUUAAACAUAGAAGAUUUUUGCAACCAAAAAAAUAAAAUUAAUGAAAACACUUUUCACCUGAACAGUCAGGAAAAAAAAUGCUUAAAAGAUUUAAAUUUUUUUUUUAAUUAUGAAAAUGUAAGUGAAAUAAAUAAUAAUAAAGACAAGUGUUGUUUUUCUAAAAAUUUAAAUAAUAGGAUGAAUAAUGAUUUUUCUUUCUUUUUUAAUAAAAAUUUUAAUGAAGAAAUAAAAAAAAGAAAAGAUAAUUUCGAAAAAAAUAAUGAAGAUAUGUUAUUUUAUUUUUAUGAAAAGGAUGUAGAAUAUAAAUAUUUAGAAAGCAACAUAUUAAAAGGUGAAGUUAAUUUUGACAAUAUUAUAAAAAAAGAUAAUGAAAUACAGAAUAAUAAUAAAUUUUAUAAUUAUUUUAUUUCAUUUUUUAUAAAAAAAAAUAAUUAUAAUAAAUUAAAAAUAAAAAAAGGAUAUAAAAUUGAUAUAUUAUUAAAUUUUUCUUAUAUAAAUAAUAAUUAUAAUGACAAAUUAAAUUUUUUACAAAUAGACACACAAGUAUAUAAUUAUGACAAUAAAUUAAUAUUAAAAAAUAAAAAAAUGCAUAUGAAAAAUAAAAACUAUGAUCUUAUAAAUAAAUUACAUUUAAUUUUGAAUUCACCUUUUUAUUUUUUUAAUUUAUUUAUUUAUAAUAAAAUAAAAUUAUCUUUAAUAAAUGAACAUAAAUAUAAUGACCCAUUUAAAAAAAUAAAAAUAUAUAUUUUCCCAGCAAUACAAAUAAUUGAUGCCAAUAUUGUUGUAUUAGUUUAUUCUAAUUUUUAUUAUUAUUACAUUUAUAAGCAUCCUAUUCUUUUUUUAUAUAUCAUUUUUUUAUUAUUUUUUAUUUUCAUUUUUUUUAAUACCAUUUUAUUUUUAUUUGGAGCUGUAUAUUAUUAUAUGUACAAUAAUUGA
Plasmodium yoelii is the source of this 1440-nucleotide messenger RNA. Its product is annotated as seipin domain-containing protein, putative. The record is from RefSeq and is a predicted model, not a curated record. The transcript has a single exon. NCBI's taxonomy places the organism in Eukaryota, Apicomplexa, Aconoidasida, Haemosporida, Plasmodiidae. The coding region runs from base 1 to 1440 and encodes 479 amino acids. Gene Ontology annotation, biological process: lipid storage.